AUGGCUUCCUCCGCUCAAGAGGCAUAUCCACCGGACUACGACAAGCCGGCUGAGCAGAUUGUCGUGCAGACAACACAGUAUCUCAUUGAGAAUGGAGGACUUGUGUUUCUCAGCAGGUUCCCCACGCUGGCAGUUCAUGAGGACCCAAUCAAGACAAUCAGUUUUUCGGAGGACGGAGGCUUACUGGCCACCGCUUCCGGUGGCACGGCGCGAUUGGCUUUUCUGAGGAUGGAGAAGCACUGA
This is a messenger RNA of Aspergillus wentii DTO 134E9, 243 nucleotides long. RefSeq lists its product as uncharacterized. The record is from RefSeq and is a predicted model, not a curated record. Lineage: Eukaryota; Fungi; Ascomycota; Eurotiomycetes; Eurotiales; Aspergillaceae. Bases 1 to 243 code for a protein of 80 amino acids. The transcript is spliced from 3 exons.